CACUGUUCUUUAUUUCGUACACUAGUAGAAGGAAGGCGCGGCCCAAAUGACAAGCAAACUUUCCCUCAACUGAUCAUCAACUUUUUCCUUAUUAUUUUCUCAUUUUCCUAUACAAGUACAGACCACGUCCGAUUCGAUCUUAUGAACUCAAGACUUUCACCUUGCCUCAUCAAAACGUUCCCAUCAGCUAUAAACAUCGGCGAAAGAAUCGAGACCACGGACGUCGGAUUAGAAGGCAGCGAUAGAUUCGCAUUUGAAGAAAGGGGCCGAGUCGGUAUCAAAUCUGCUAGAACUACCUGCUCGCAUACUACAGAGCAAACAUUCCGGGACAUUGUUUUUCGCUAGGUGCGUGCGGUAUGGAGGUUCUAAAGCGCGACAGCCGGUUGAAACAAUGCGAAUGAAUUACCGACGAGUUCAAUUUGAACCAAAACCAUUCUUUCCUACACACAACUUCACACCUGCAAUUCCACCGAGAAGAUUUACACCCCAGCUCAUAGAAACUGCCAGGCGUUCGUUUCGCAGAGACACCUCAUAUGAUCGAUAUCAUAGUGACCCGCCAAAGUUGCAGGCAGAAGAUACAUAUAUAGAUACUGUCGGUGACCAGUCCUCAUGUUCAUCACUGGCUCAUCGAGGUAUUCAGAAGAGUUACCCAGUCAACAUUUCAAGCCUCUCCGAAAUUACUUCCGACUAUAGCGAGGAUUCCAGUGGUUUGGGUCUGCCGUCACUAUCUUCAUCUGCAUCAACAAAUGACUCAAUAAACCAACCCAAACUUGAAGAGCAGCGUCGGGAGAGCUGUGACGAACAGUCUUCGGCGUAUCUACUUUCAUUGGCUGCACAAUCAACCAACAAGCAAUUAAAAGAGCAAACGUUUGCGGCUUUCCCAGAUGAACAAGUUUCUCAAAACAUAAGCCAUUCUUCCAUUGAUACAAGUUACAACGGAAAGCCCGUUCCCUACACCGAGAAGGAGCGGAUUGCUACCUCUCAUGGUACAUCCUCUGAUGACUUGUCGCGGAAAUUCCAACACAUCUGCCGACGACACAUGGGCGAAGCGAAGUCGAAGGGUCUGGCCAUGGUCGAGGCCAAAGAAGGGGGUACAUCGACCGCAGUUCAUCAGGUUAUAGAUACUGUCCGAGAAAUUCAGGACGAUGUUGAUGAAGACUGGCAAAGCGGUGUUACUGUGACGUGCCCUACGAGCCCACCCUUGCUUGGAAACGACAUUGUUUUCCCCCGAAGCCUAUCUCCUGAAAGAACGAUAAAUGAUAUUGGAAAUGCUACUCGCCAUCAGCGAAUAAAUGUGGAUCAACCAUGUCAGGACCAUGGGGGGUUGUGGAGUGCAAACCUAAACGUUGGUGACAACCGUGGUGAUGGUCUCUGGAUGGGAACAUGCCGCAGAGGCAGUGAGAGUGAUGGGAAUCUACACGAAUUAAUCCUAACAGAAUCGAUAAUACCCGUCCGGGGUCAUAAGGAUGAAUCUUCCGCGUCCUCUGAUGUAACAUCUGAGUACGGAGAUCGACAUCCCUUUCACCCUUCCAUAAGACAUAGGUAUACUGAUGACGUGGACAGGAAGCUCAACCCUCAGGAUGAAUUCAACGAUGAGAUCCACGAUGGGUUUGUUACGCAGAUUUAUAAUUACCUUUCGUUAGGCUAUCCGUGUGUUGCACAUUGCUAUGAUCAUGAGCUCAGCAGAAUUUCCAGCAUACCUGUAAAUGACCUUCGACAAGAUGACUUGCACACUGAUUCUAAGGGCUAUGUUGGUGUGAUCGAAGGCACUCCUGGGAGCAUAUGGUCUACUGGUCAGACGUGCAUGCGCUGGUUAGCUUUACGCGUGUAUAUACAGGAAUGGACAAGACAGCAGCCUUGGGUAGCUGAAGAUGACAGUGAUAUUAUUGAGGCGUGGGGUGAGUGGGAAUAUUGAAUUUGGGCAGCAUAAUAUAAUUCCUUCAAUUUUUGC
Aspergillus glaucus CBS 516.65 is the source of this 1951-nucleotide messenger RNA. RefSeq lists its product as uncharacterized. The transcript has a single exon. Lineage: Eukaryota; Fungi; Ascomycota; Eurotiomycetes; Eurotiales; Aspergillaceae. Bases 392 to 1915 code for a protein of 507 amino acids. The record is from RefSeq and is a predicted model, not a curated record.